UGCACUACUUUGAUCUUUCGGUUCACUUGGUGGUGUGAACGACACAUGCUCAAAAUGUCCGUGUUUUAUAGCAUUUUGGCCGGAUUGGCUAUUUUGCCAUUCUUUCUGUAUAUUCGCUUUCCUUACUUAUUACAAGAUUUACAGUACAGUCUGAAGUCCAUUGGGAUCGGAAUGCGGAUAUCAAAAUACAAGACGAGAAAGCCUUACUACACUGUUUUGGACUGCUUUUUGGAUGAUGUGAAGAAACAUCCGAACAAACCAUUUAUCCUUUUUGAGAACGAAUCUUACUCCUACUUGGACGCCGACAAACGCAGUAACAAAGUUGCAAGAACUUUGUCUAAACACGCACGGGUGAAAGAAGGGGACACUGUUGCGGUCUUCCUUGGGAAUGAGCCGUUUUUUGUCUGGGUCUGGCUCGCUCUGGCUAAACUGGGCUGCACAGCCUCGCUGCUAAAUUACAACAUCAGAUCGAAGUCUCUGCUGCACUGUUUUUCGUGCUGUGGAGCAAACGUGCUAAUCGCAGCUGCAGAGUUGAAAGAUGCCAUUGAAGAGGUGCUGCCGACGCUGAGAGAGCAGAACGUCUCUGUCUACAUCCUCAGUAAAGACUGUGACACGCUUGGCAUCGAAAGCCUCGUAGACAAGAUCGAAGAGGCGUCCGACGAACCUCUGUCGCCUGACCUAAGGUCUAAUGUGACGAUGAAAAGUGCUGCGUUGUAUAUCUACACCUCUGGAACUACAGGUCUUCCUAAGGCUGCGGUGAUAAACCAUGAAAGGGUGUGGCUGGCAUCAUGUCUUCAGACUUUGGCUGGGGUGACCUCGAACGAUGUGAUUUACAUAUACCUUCCUCUGUACCAUAGUGCAGGAUUCCUUAUGGGACUCACCGGCGCAAUCGAAAGGGGGAUAACAGUUGCUUUGAGGCGCAAAUUUUCCGCCUCUCAGUUCUGGGAGGACUGCAGAAAAUACAAUAUUACAGUGAUACAGUAUAUUGGGGAAAUAAUGCGCUAUCUCUGCAACAGACCAAAGAAAGACAAUGACAGGGAUCACAAGGUCCGUGUAGCCCUUGGCAACGGCAUACGAGCCGACACGUGGUCAGAGUUUCUCCAGCGAUAUGGAGACAUACGGAUCUGUGAAUGUUAUGGUGCCACAGAGGGCAAUGUUGGCUUCGUUAACUACAUUGGAAAAGUUGGUGCAAUCGGGAGGGAGGUUUUCAUCCAUAAGAAAUUCUCCCCUUACGCCUUGAUUAAGUACGACACAGAAAGAGAGGAGCCGGUGAGGGACUCGAGAGGAUUCUGUGUGGAAGUUCCGAAAGGAGAGACUGGCCUUUUAGUGGCAAAGAUCACCAAAAUUGCUCCUUUCACUGGAUAUGCCAGAAACAGCCAGCAGACAGAGAAGAAGAAGCUGAGAGAUGUGUUUGAGAAAGGUGACCUCUAUUUCAACAGCGGCGACCUGCUGAAGAUCGACCAGGAGGGAUUUGUCUACUUUCAGGAUCGCAUUGGAGACACGUUCAGGUGGAAGGGGGAGAAUGUUGCCACCACUGAAGUUGCGGAUAUUUUGAUCAUGGUGGAUUGCAUUGAAGAGGCGAAUGUCUAUGGAGUCAAGGUGCCAGGACAUGAGGGAAGGAUAGGAAUGGCCUCGCUCAAGUUGAAAGACUGCCAUCAGUUUGAUGGGGUUGGCACGUACCAGCACCUCCAGACCUACCUACCCAGCUAUGCAAGACCCCGCUUUAUUCGAAUUCAGGAUUCUCUGGUCGUCACUGGGACAUACAAGCAGAUGAAAGUGAAGCUGGCGGAGGAGGGCUUCAACCCAGCAGUGGUGCAGGAUCCCUUAUAUUUCCUGGAUGAGAGCAAGGGCUACAUUCCAAUGAAACAGGAUCUCUAUGAUGCAAUCAGUGGCGGCAGUAUCAGAUUAUGAAAUACUUAUUUCGCGGACUGAAUGUUUGUACAGUCAAGCAGCUUGUUAAAUUUUUUUAGCAUUUCUGUCUAAUUUUAAAAUGUACAGAAUCUUAAAAAUGUUUACAUAAAUGCUGGGCAUCAUCAUAGGAUAUUAAAGCAGUGCAUGUGAAUUUCAAAUACAAAUGUAUUCGUAAUGAAAUGGAAAACUGGACCUAAAGUGUAUAGAAACAUAGAAAUACUUCGAUUUGAACAAAUUGCUCUGCAACUUGCUCAGCAGAGUGGUAAUGUGAAAAUUAAGAUCAAUGAAUACCUGCAGAUAUGACUUUUUAAGUAUUCAUGAAUCAGGCAAGAAUUACUUGUUUCAGAGAAGGUGUCUAUACCAUAUAAACUCAAUGAGUCAUAAGUCAGAUGUGUUACUUUAUGUAAAUAAUGAUUUGCAAGGAUGAGAGAGAGUCUGAGAAUCUGAGAUGGCGGGGGGGAGGUAGCCUUUGGGUGACCAAGAGCUGGAAUGCUGGAAUGAGGUGGACACUGGCCCAUUUUGUCAGCGCCCUCUGAAGCUCUUUCAGCAGAGCAUUUUCUGUCUGUGUUUGCUUUCUCUAGAGCAUUGCCCCUUGAAAGCAGCCUGUAAAACUCUCCCUCCAUGUCUGCUUCACUGAUUCCCUGUCACCUGGGUCCAUGCAGAGUCAUUCAACUUUAUAACUUCAUUUAAGCAAUAAAGGUCACUCAGCUGUCAUUGACCUGCUCAGUGCAGUCGAUAGAGCAGUGCCUUUUCAACUUUGCCUCAGACAUGUUCAUACGGCUGCGCGCUGUGUAGUCGUCUUUGCCAGCAGAGGCACCUACUUGGUACUUUUGUGCUAUAGUUACUUCUGUUACUGUGCGGCUGCAGAGCUUUCACGGCAUGUGUGCCCCCAGGUGAAUCCACUCACACUGAACAAAAGAAAAUGAAUUCGACUUUUUAACAAAUGGCUAAUUUAUGCAACCAACAAAAAAUAUUAGGUUGGUUGAUGAAUUUAUUAAGUGGAAAGCUCUGAGUGUUUAUGUCUGUGGUGGACUGAGGAAAAAACAAGAUUUUUUCAAGCUUGUACCAAAUCUUUUGUUGUGACCAAUUGUUUGAUUAUUAACCAGGAAACCAGCUACAUGAAAGAUAUGGCUUGUAUGUAUUAUUUACCUUACAAUGCAGAGACUGUAGUCCACUUCACUGUUCUACUACCAUUUUCUCUGGCCCAAAUGAGAAAUGCUCUAGGCACUGGGGAAGGUGCCAGCAGGGACUGGAACACAAAGGAUCUGGCAAACUCAGCGCUGGCAAAGAACCACACUGGCCCAAGACGGAGGGCAGCAGGGCCAGCUCAUAAACAGCAGGGAGGAGAAUCAUGCUUUUGUGCUUGUAGUGACCUGAGGUUUCACUGUGUGACGUGGACACUCUCACACGGGUCUCUUUCUGAACAUUUCAUUGUGUUUGGAUAAACGAUACUCUGUGAAAAUGAAUUCAUUGCUGAA
Messenger RNA from Megalops cyprinoides (Indo-Pacific tarpon), 3389 nucleotides. Its product is annotated as very long-chain acyl-CoA synthetase-like. The transcript is spliced from 10 exons. NCBI's taxonomy places the organism in Eukaryota, Metazoa, Chordata, Actinopteri, Elopiformes, Megalopidae. Bases 46 to 1911 code for a protein of 621 amino acids. The record is from RefSeq and is a predicted model, not a curated record. Gene Ontology annotation, molecular function: long-chain fatty acid-CoA ligase activity; long-chain fatty acid transmembrane transporter activity.